UCUCAAUUUCUCUGUCUCUCAAAUCGCUGAUCGUCGUCCGCUUCCCGCUUUCUUCCGUGAGAUACAUUCUUACCAGUCGAGCCUGAUGUAGCAGAUGGCACAGGACGGCGAAACACUGUAUCUUCCCGAAGAAAUCAUCACAAACAUUCUCAAACGACUUCCGAUGCGAGUCCUUCAAUUCCAGAACGUACCUUGGAAGGCCGAAUUUAGGGUCGUUGGUUCCUGCAAUGGCUUGCUCUGUAUCAGACUCUUUGAUUUGUCCUGUUUAUUAUGGAAUCCAGCCACAAGAGAGGUGAUAUCGAUACCCAAGCCUCUUAAUUUUUUUGGGCGUGUGGAUUUAAUCUGUGAUGGAUUUGGGUUCCACCCAAUUGUUAAUGAUUACAGGAUAGUGAGACUUCAUGCUUGUCAGUUUGAUGGUGUUUAUGGAGUGCAAGUUUUUUCGGUAAGCACAGGGUCUUGGAAGGAAGUAAAAUCUGGGAACCUUAAAGGUGUACGUAUUUGCACAAGUGAUGGUUUCAGAUUUAAUGGAGCCAUCUUUUGGCUUGGGACAAAAAAUGAUUGUCGUUUGAUAGUUUCAUUUGACAUUGUCAUGGAAGUAUUUACAUUGAUUCCAAUGCCCACUCCAAACUCUAAGUAUGGAACUAGUUUUAUAGUGUAUGAGAAUAAACUUGCUAUACUUUAUCCUCCUUUGACUGGGCCUCCUUUGAUUGAAUUGUGGGUGAUGGAGGAGAGUACUGGUUCAUCUUGGACUAAAAGAUAUACUUAUUGCAGUCCCUAUUCAUCGUGUUUGUUAAUUCCAAUGGCUUUUUGGAGGAAUGGAAUUGUCUGCUACAUUGGUAAAGUGGAGAACGAUAGUGCAAAAACUGUUUUGAUAAACCCCACUACUAAUGAAUUUCAGAUGAUUGAUCUCUGCAGACCUGAUCACAGUCAUUUUGUUUUCGAUUAUGCAGAAAGUCUCGUAUCAAUUAGCAACAUCCAUGCUGAAGAACAAUCACCUCAAUCUUGAAUCUUUAUUUUAUUUUUUACGAUGCAGAUAAGUUUUACUUAGUUUGAGCACUUGUUCUAUUUUGGAGAUGUUUCUAGAACGAUAAAUGCAGUAUGUUCCAUGCCUGAAAAUUUUUAGCUUUA
This is a messenger RNA of Prosopis cineraria, 1128 nucleotides long. Its product is annotated as putative F-box protein At1g46840. The coding region runs from base 95 to 1006 and encodes 303 amino acids. The transcript has 2 exons. Lineage: Eukaryota; Viridiplantae; Streptophyta; Magnoliopsida; Fabales; Fabaceae. The record is from RefSeq and is a predicted model, not a curated record.